AUGGUGAGCGACGUUCACAACCACCACAGCCAAAACUCAUCCCCAACCGCACCAUCUCCACCUUCCCUCCCCCACCCGCCGCGCACGCGCUGCUCACAUGGACACGCCCUUUCGAUGAGCCAGCAACAUCCCUGGGGUGCCCCGAGACACAAUCAGAGCACACGUUUGACCCCCAUAUCCACCGCCGUCGCGCAAGACCAAGGCAGCACGCCCUCGCCCAGCGCCUCGCGUCCCGCAUACUCGCCCGCCAACACCAACUUCCCGUCUCUACCGCCGGCAUCUUCGCGCCUGGUGGGUAGCCGCAAGUCUUCAGCCGCCUCCUCGACCUCGUCGGCCUUCUCGCCCGCAGGACAGCAGCUCCCCGCCAGCCAGCUGCUGUCCUCUCGGUCACGGACCAUCGCCCCCAACGCCGUCUCGCAAUUGGCAUCCUCCGCCGCAGCAGCCGCUUCGCAGGGGGGUGGUGCACAAUCGACCAGCGGCGGAGGAGCCUCCAAGCUUGUCCGCGCCUCGCCCUCUCUCUCCACCUCGAGUACCGUCGGCUCACCCAGCGCUGCCUCCAACUCCACCACCACGGCAUCGUCACAGAGCCUCUCCCGCAUCGUUAUUGCCCAAAUAUUCCUGCUGCUCAGCCAGUUCGGACCGCUCAAGGACGACAAGGACCGCUCAAAGUGGGACACCCAAAUAGAGCAGAUCAGAAAGCUCGUCGACGCACACGGCAUGGAGGUCUUUUCAAAGUACUUCCGGCGCCUGGUGCAGAACAAUGCCGCCCACGUGUUCGGUGCCGGGGCGCGCAAUGCCGACCCCAAUGGCAGCUAUCAGAUUCUCGCGACGGAAAUGCAGAAGCUGCGCAAGGAGCCCGAACAAGCAGACAAGAUCGCUGAGUCGAUAAGCUCAAGCGAGGGCGAUCUGUUUCGCGACUUCGACCUGGCCGCCUUCAUAUCGCACUUCAACCUGGAUGCGCUGGCCAAGUCUAUGCUGGCGCUUUCGUCGAGGAGGACGGAGCUGCGACCAAAAGCUGACACGAUCAUUUCGUCCAUGGGCGACGAAUUGCUGAUAGCGAUCGCGCAGCCGACCCAGGGCGACGCUACGAGCCCCGAUUAUGUCGCCACACUCGUUGAGCGAUUGCUCCAGGACCCACCCCACGGAUGGGACGACGACAAAAAACUGAGCCUGGUGUAUGCGGUGCAGAUGCGAUAUCAGAGCAUGCAGAUUGCCAUACCGGGGCUUGUCGAAUCGAAGCUACUUCUUGUCGAGCUCACAGACAGCUCGCGGAACCCUCUGGUAAAACUAGUGCAACGGGCAGGUCCACAAGGGACAGCGACAGUGGAGGCGUGCAAAGAAGUGCUCGCACAAGCCGAAACACGCGAUAUUAGCUACCAGCAAGUGGCGACCGUCCUGCUGUACCUGGUCCUGUCCACAGGCUACAAUGCAAAGAAUUUUGUAGCCGCGCUACGAGAACACCGCGCAGGGCAGCGGUUGGACUGGCAGGACGUUGUGCACGCCUUCGACCGAGACCACCUGCGCAUUGAGAAACACCAAUUUCUCGACAUCUACGACGCGCUACUUCCAAUUGCGCAGGACACCGACUCUUUUGACAUCCAGAAGUUGUGGGGUGGUACAUGGCAGCACGAUCUGACCCAUCUGUACUUCUUGUUGUGUUUUCUCCGAUGUACGCCAGAAGAACUGGACGUUUCCGCGAUUCCACGACUGCGCACCUCGUACUCACUCGCUACAUUCGAAAACGCCUCGGACGAUGUCAAAGCUUUUGCAGAACAGGCAGCGAAGCACCCGUUUGUCUCUCUCGAUGCGACAAGCGCUCUGUUCAACAUGAUCUUCCGCACAUCUGAGACAUACCACACAGCGCAACUCAUGGGCAUACCUGAUAUGGUUAUCAAUCCACACACCGCAGAGUUCCUGGUGGCAGCAGCCGCAGUACCGAAGCCUUGGGGAGCAUUACAGGAGCAAGCACUUAAGCAGCUGUUUGAUCCUUACUUCCACAAGAAACUUCCGAUCUACAAUUUCGUACUUUAUGGGCUUUGGCAACAGGAUCUCCAGUGGCUGAUUGAACGAUUCGUGGACGCGUAUAGCACAGACCCGAUGUCGCUCGCCCUGAUCUUGGAGCACGCAGAAGCGAAUGGCUGGCUAGACUCUCUGAUCCGCAGUAACACUGACAUCAGCUUGGAUCUUGCUGCUCAAGCACACGCGCGAGGCAAGUUCGAGGUCGAGCCUUGGCUCCAGCAGACGUUCGAUCAGGCCGGCGCGCUCUUCCGUCGCAUCCUCACUAACUUCUUAAGUGCUCGCGCUGCAGAGGAGAUGCAGCGCGUCCGCGAAGAUCACCCCCCACUUAGCAUGCCGCUUGCUGUAAAGACGGUGUACCCUCUAUUAUGGUUUCUUGCCGAGUGUGGGUUGCCAGAACAAGAACUAUUACCGCUUCAGCGAAACUGCAUCCAGGCAUACCCACGGCUAAUCAACUACGGCGAAGGCGUGGACGACGUGAUUGAUGCCAACGGUCAAAACGGCAAUGCUCUGCCGGAAGAUGCCGACAAAAAGAUGCAGGAGCAUUUCAAGAACAUGUACAGCGGCGAUAGCGACGUACGCGACAUCAUCUCGGCGCUGAAAAAGUACAAGGAGUCCCGCGACCCUGCUGAGCAGGAGCUGUUCGCGUGCAUGAUCCAUGGACUGUUCGAUGAAUACAACUGCUUUGGUGAAUAUCCUUUAGAAGCCCUGGCCACGACGGCUGUGCUCUUUGGCGGCAUCAUCAACUUCAACUUAUUGUCAAGAAUCGCACUUCAAGUUGGCCUGGCCAUGGUGCUCGAGGCAGUUCAAGAGUACAGGCCUGACGAGUCUAUGUAUAAGUUCGGACUCCAGGCUCUACUACACUUCUCAAGUCGACUGCACGAGUGGCCGAAUUACUGCGAUCAGCUGCUGAUCGUGCCGGGUCUUCAUGGUACAGAGAUCUUCACCAAGGCUGAGGAGAUCGUGGGACAACAAGUCGGCGAAGUCAACGGCGACAACCAUAACGGGGUUGGUCUCACCAACGGUAAUGGCAUUGAGGACGCCCUACAACAAGAAUCAGCUGUGCCCAAGUUCACUUGCCUCCAUGUGGAUCCGCCCCUGCGGCCAGAUCUAUAUGAAGAGCCUGACGAGGACGUACAGGACCGUGUCUUGUUUGUCCUCAACAAUGUGUCCGAACGCAACUUGCGCGACAAGAUCGCCGAUCUCACCGAGGCAGUUGAGGAGCGACAUCACCAGUGGUUCGCCAAUUACCUAGUAGAAGAACGUGCCAAGAUGCAGCCCAACUUCCAGCAGCUGUACCUCGACAUACUCGCGCUCUUUGAUGACCGUACUCUCUGGGCUGAAGUGCUUCGCGAGACGUACGCCAGCGUUAUACGACUCCUCAACACCGAUUCCACUUUGGGCUCAACCGAGCGUGGCCAUCUUAAGAAUCUGGGUUCAUGGCUUGGUUCUCUGACAAUCGCUCGCGAUCGACCAAUCAAGUUCCGCAACAUAUCGUUCAAGGAUCUUUUGAUCGAGGGAUAUGACACCGACCGCCUUCUCCUUGUGAUACCAUUCACCUGCAAGGUCUUGGUCCAAGCAGCCAAGUCUACCGUCUUCAAGCAUCCUAACCCAUGGCUGACGGAGAUGCUGGGCGUCCUGCUGGAGUUGUAUCAUUUUGCCGACUUAAAGCUCAACCAGAAGUUCGAAAUAGAGGUUCUCUGCAAAGGACUAGAUCUCGACCACAAGGAGAUUGAACCGACCAACAGCAUCCGUGCACGGCCUCAAGUCGACGACGAAUUCCUUGGACCCAUGGUCACUGACGGCAUGGAAGCUUUCGGAGAUCUUUCUAUCAUGGGCCUGAAUCGCUCGCGAGGACCCAGCGAGCGCUUCUCCUCAGCAGCUAUCACCGCACAGUUGCCUGACUUCACCAACCAGCUCCAAUACCCUCCAUCAGGAAACAGCGGUGUUCCUCCUGCAACCCUCAAGAAGAUUUUCCUGAAUGCGGUGACGCAAGCUAUCCAGGAAAUCAUCGCGCCUGUUGUAGAGCGAUCUGUCACCAUCGCCGCCAUUUCGACCUCCCAGCUUGUAAGCAAGGAUUUCGCUAUGGAACCCGAUGAGGAGAAGCUCCGCAAUGCUGCACAUACCGUCGUCAAGUCUCUGUCCGGUGCUCUGGCGUUGGUAACUUGCAAGGAGCCCCUACGCAUGAGCAUUCAGAACAACAUCAGGGUGAAUGCGCGAGACUUGCCCGAGCAAGCUCUUCCAGAGGGCCAUGUCUUGAUGUUUGUCAACGAUAAUCUUGACCUUGUUUGCAAUACUGUAGAGCAGGCUGCUGAGAUGUCUUCCAUGGCCGAGAUUGAUAUGCAGAUCGAAGACAACAUCCGAGCACGUAGAAUGUUCCGCAGCACCCGACCAAACGAGCCUUUCAAGGAUGCCAACAUCAGCCAGUGGGCUUUCUACAUUCCAGAGCCAUACAAGCAGACAACUGGUGGGCUGAAUAGGGAGCAGCUAGCCAUUUACGAGGACUUUGGAAGACAGUCGCGAGGUGUACCGCAUGCAAACAAUAUUUCCCAGGACAGCGGACGACAAAUGCCUGACAUCUUGCAGGAACAGUUUGCUGCUGUUCCAAAUCUGCCAACGCCUGGUGCUGCACCAGCGGAGCCGCGCCAGCCCACACAACAAGCCCGGCUUCAAGCAUCACAAGCACCGCCCGCACAACAGCAGCUCAACGGCUACAUGGAUGCGGCUGGACCAGAACGCGGUCAGCGUGGUGCCGAAGAGAUUCUCAUUGAACUCACGCGUGUUAUCAAGGAGGCGCCUGAGGAGCGCAUCAGUGAGCUCCAGCCCGGCACCAGCACGAUCCAUCAUGUGUUUGAUCAACUCAUUUCAAGCAUUGAGUUCGCGGGACCCAACAAGGAUAGCUGGGCAUUCCGCAUUGCCGGACAAGUCACAAACCAUCUCUUCUCAGACUCUCUCACUCGUUUGGAGAUCGAAGUCAUGGCCCAUUUGUUGAGCCACCUGUGCCAGCUUUCUGUCCAGACCUCACGACAGGUUCUGAUGUGGCUUGCCACACUUCAUGAUGAUGACCGCAUCUUCAAGGCCCCAGUCAUGAUUGCCUUGAUGGAAGUAAGCCUCAUGGAUAUCCCUCGACUCAACACAACGAUCGCCAAGGCUAUUCAAGAGCGACGUAUCGCAGCCGUUGAGAUGUUGGCAAGUCUGCUUGACGAAUUGUUGCUCAACGAGCACCCGAGCGCUUUCCGUGCCGACUUCGCUUUGACUAUCGAUGCUCUCAAUAACUGGCUAGCAGAGGACCCGUCUUUAGAGCUAGGCAAGAGAGUGAUUAAUAGCCUACAACCUUCCCCUAGCGAUCUCUCCAUGACCCCGCCCGCAACCGGACAAAAGGACCACCUUGAAUACGUUUUCGAGGAAUGGGUGCAUAUGCAACAGCAAUCAGACCUACCCAAGAAGGUCACGAUCGCGUACAUCUACCAGCUUCAUCAACGGAAGAUUAUGGAGACUCAAGAAACUUCAAUCGAGUUUAUCCGUACCUGCAUCGACUCCUCUGUCAUUGCUUAUGAGCGUGAACACUCGCUUCCGUUCGGAACAGGCAAUGAGGAUCUUGCCACGCUCAAGAUCGAUGCGCUCGGCAAGCUGAUUGUUGAUCUCGUCAAGUACCAGGGAGAUCAAGAAGGAUCCGUCAAGGAGAGCAAAGCACGAUACCUAGACCAGAUCCUUGUCGUCGUUGUCCUGGUUCUCUGCAAUCACCACAACACACGAGGCGAUGCCUUCAACCAGAAAGUCUUCUUCAGGCUCUUCUCCACAGUGCUCUUCACAUUGAAUGACGCUGUCAAGGACGAAGCUCUGGCCGACCACAAGGCUGACUUAUUCCUUGCUGUUGCCAGAGCUUUGCUGAUCCUACAGCCGGGUCACUUCCAGCGGUUCACAUUCGCAUGGCUAGCGUUGCUUGCACACCGCAUCCUCAUUCCGGCCAUGCUCGAGGAAGGCCAACAGGAUGAGCGCUGGGAUGUAUACGCCAAACUUAUGGAGGCUUUACUCGUCUUCACUGGUCAACUGAUCAAACCGACUGGAGAAUCACUCAUGGCGCAGCAGUUCUACCGCGGUGUCAUGCGCGUACUGCUUGUCAUCCACCAUGACUUCGCCGAGUUCCUAGUCGAGAACCACUUCAGGUUUUGCAACAGCAUCCCGAUGCACUGCACCCAGCUUCGUAAUUUGAUAGUUAGUGCCUAUCCAUCGACCAUCACCGAGAUGCCCGAUCCGUUCGCUGCAGGUCUGAAGGUCGAUCGACUUGAGAAGAGCUUGCUAGCGCCAGUGAUUCGCGCUGACAUCGAUCAAAUGCUUCUCGAUGCUGGUGUCAAGACCACUGUGGACAGUCUCUUGAAAGGCUCUGAAAAGCAACAAGAUGUUGAGAAGCUCCUCCAAGCAGUCCAUUACCCAGAGCCCAGGACCACAGCUUUCGAAUUGCCAACCACAUCAGACCCAGCCCUGAUCCAUGCGAUUACCCUAUAUAUUGGCAUCACCACCUUGGGCUCUGAGCCCAGCGUGCCCCAAUUUGAUGCUGAGGGCCCGGCUGCCAAAUUUCUCGAGACUCUGGUCAAGGAGUUUCAGCCAGAAGCUCGCUUCCAUCUCAUCAGCGCGAUCGCCAACCAGCUUCGUUUCCCGAACACGCACACUCACUUCUACAGCUCCGCGCUUCUCCACUUGUUCGGCGUAUCUGACGGUGAUUCACGGCAGGUCGAGAUUCAGGAGACCAUCACCAGGGUGCUUUUGGAGCGUCUGCUAGUCCAUCGUCCUCAUCCUUGGGGACUCAUCAUCACACUGCUGGAGAUUUUGAAGAACCGCAACUACUCGUUCUGGGAGCUGCCUUUUGUCAAAGCAGCACCUGAGGUCGAGCGACUUCUCAAUGCGCUCUUUACGCAUGCCCAGCAGAGCCCCCGACCUCUUGCUUAA
Molecule: messenger RNA, 6963 nt
Organism: Parastagonospora nodorum SN15
Lineage: Eukaryota; Fungi; Ascomycota; Dothideomycetes; Pleosporales; Phaeosphaeriaceae
Exons: 4
Coding region: 1-6963 (2320 amino acids)
Biological process (GO): nuclear-transcribed mRNA catabolic process, deadenylation-dependent decay
Cellular component (GO): CCR4-NOT core complex; P-body
Molecular function (GO): molecular adaptor activity
Source: RefSeq, a predicted model, not a curated record